Cyanistes caeruleus (blue tit) is the source of this 858-nucleotide messenger RNA. The record is from RefSeq and is a predicted model, not a curated record. Lineage: Eukaryota; Metazoa; Chordata; Aves; Passeriformes; Paridae.
GCUGUUGCAGCAGCAGGCUCUUCCUCUCAGUGGCACUGUGUUCUGCCAUUACUCCCCAUUCCCCUGCAAAGGGAAUUUUUACAGCUGUUUCCUUGCUUGUGUGAUGAAAUCACAUCACUCAUUUUUGCCCCCCUGUUUCUGUUUUUUCUCUCAGUGCCUGCAAGGACUGGAUUUUCUUCACUCCAACCAUGUGAUCCAUCGAGAUGUGAAGAGCUGCAACAUCCUUCUCAGAACGGACGGCUCUGUCAAGCUGGCUGAUUUUGGCCUUUCUGCUCAGCUCACCCCUGAGCAAAGUCAUCGUCGCUCGGUGGCCGGGAUUCCUUGGUGGAUGGCACCUGAAGUGGUGCUGUGUCUACCAUAUGGCCCCAAAGUGGACAUAUGGUCCUUUGGAAUUGUGGGAAUUGAAAUGGUGGAACGACAAGUCCCUCAUGACAGUAGAGGUUCUCUCUCGGUUCAACUCCUGAUAGCCAAAGGAGGGACCCCACAGCUGCGGCAGCCCAAACUCCUCUCAGCUUUGCUGCGUGACUUCCUGAGCUGCUGUGUGCAGACAGAUGAGGCACAGCGCUGGUCUGCUGAGGAGCUCCUGCAGGUAAAAUGCCAAGGGGCUGCAGGUGAAACAGUGGCUGAAGGAUGGUGGCUCCUUCUCCGCUGAAUUCCAAGGCAUCAGAUGUGCCCCCCUCCUCCUCCCUUCCAAUCUUGGUGCUGUUCAACUGAGAAUGGUGAGGAAUCCUAGACUGGGCAGGGCUGGCAGGGACCUGUAAAGCUCAUGUGGUCCAAGUGCCCUGCAGGGAGCAGGGACAUCCUUAAAGAGAACAGAAUACUCAGACCUGAGCUAUUUCCAGGGGUGGGGCACCUACC